Phytophthora infestans T30-4 is the source of this 198-nucleotide messenger RNA. RefSeq lists its product as uncharacterized. The coding region runs from base 1 to 198 and encodes 65 amino acids. Lineage: Eukaryota; Oomycota; Peronosporomycetes; Peronosporales; Peronosporaceae. The record is from RefSeq and is a predicted model, not a curated record. The transcript is spliced from 2 exons.
AUGCCCACUGCCACUGCUAAGGCACCGACGAUCACUGCAUACAUUGAUACGACAGCAGCAGCGGUGUCGUCAUCGACGUUAGCCCUUAAAGCCAUUUCGAAAAUGCGUCGAUACUUUUACGACCACGUUCAGCAUCAGCCUUUUCGAUGGAUGAUUGGACAGACAGCCCGCUUCGCACAAGACGUUGGACGUACUUGA